Molecule: messenger RNA, 2721 nt
Organism: Aspergillus pseudonomiae
Lineage: Eukaryota; Fungi; Ascomycota; Eurotiomycetes; Eurotiales; Aspergillaceae
Product: putative microtubule binding protein HOOK3
Exons: 5
Coding region: 332-2503 (723 amino acids)
Biological process (GO): cytoplasmic microtubule organization; cytoskeleton-dependent intracellular transport
Cellular component (GO): cytoplasm; centrosome
Molecular function (GO): microtubule binding; dynein light intermediate chain binding
Source: RefSeq, a predicted model, not a curated record
ACUGUAGCGCGCGAAAAACACUACAGAAAGAGAGAAAAGAAGAAGGGAAAAUCGACAGGGGCUACUAUUUAAGUUCCAAGCCCCUCCGCGGCUUAGAACUACUUAAAUCAUACUAAAUAAUCUAUUUAUGCGCGUAGCGUGGAUCCCACUUAGGAUCCCGCGAAAUUGCGAAAGAACACCUUCAGAGUCUUUGCCGAUAACUCGUCAACCGAUCUGCCCCUCUUUGCUUCAGAAGAAUGCGAUUUUACGUGCCGUCUCAUCGUCCAUCGCCCUGAUAUCUUGUUGUCUGACCCCUGAAGCAUUCCCCGACCCAACUGCCUUUUAGGCCAACAUGGCUUCUGAACACACUAUCACACAGGCCCUGUUGGAAUGGAUCAAUAGUUUCGCCCUUGGCAAAACAAUCCGAACAACCGAUGAAUUGACAGAUGGGACCAUACUUUGGGAAGUCUUACAAGAUAUCGACCCCCAAUAUUUCCUCGAUGAGCUACCACAGCGCAAUCCGUCGGAUCAUUGGUUGUCCAAACUACAGAACUUGAAACACAUUCUCAAAACGCUGGUCAACUAUAUCCGCCAACAGCCCGACGGGAUUCCUUCUGGAUUGGAUCCGGCGCCAAAUUUGGAAGUGGUCGCUGAAAAGAGUUCGAUCAAGGAAACAAACAAACUCCUCAAGCUCAUUUUGAUCGCCGCCAUCCGUUCGCCGAACGCGCCGUCCUACGUGGAAACUCUCCAAACAUUGAGCACUCCGACCCAGGAAUCCCUGAAAGAUAUUUUCGAAGAAGCCGAAAAUGGCCAACACGAGCCUCUUGACCCCGUGGACGAGAUCAAGGAGGACUUGUCCAAACGGGAACAUCCUGUUGAUCUAGAGCUGCAAUUCGAGGAACGAGUAGGGAAAGUGCUUGCUGAGAAUGACCGUUUGACGCAUGAGAAGAAGGAGCUCGAGAAGGCAUUGGAGGACCUACAUAACCGUCUGGCACGCCUUCAAGAGAAUAACGAUACUCUCCAGAGCCGCCUCGCGACCACGGAGGAUCGACUAGGAAAUCUGAAGUCCGGCAAAGGCGACCUUGGUUUCAAUACAAAAGCUUUAGAGUCUAAAUCGCGCCAGCAGGAAGACAUCAUCGCAUCCCAGGAGGCUCGGCUCGCGGCGGCCCAGGAUGAAGUUGACAGCCUGCGAAUGACAGUAGAGUCCUUGCGCGUGAAGAACGAACGGUUCCAGAGGUUGCAGGAUGACUAUGAUGAGUUGAAAACAGAAAGAGACCAACUCGCUAGGAAGGCCAAUGCAGCGGAGAAAUAUCGGUCAAAGCUACAAGCCAGUCAGGAUUUUGAAAAGGAGAAUCAGACGCUCAAGAAUCAGAUUAAAGACCUCCAACAGCAACUGAAAGAGUCAGAUUCGCAGCAAAGAUGGACAUCGGAACGCGAUGUUGAACUUGAAGAAUAUAGACGAGUCUUGCCACGAAUCGAGCAGGAAUGCAGUGAAAUGCAGAGUUUGAAGAAGCAACUUGAAUUCAAUAACCACGCCCUGACAGAGCGACUUAGCAGUGCCGAGGAACAGCGUGAGAGAGAUGAUGCACUAAUUAGUGAGUUACGGGAACGGAUCCGAGAACUUGAAGGCUCCCCUGGGAGCCCAGCUCUUACGCCAGGCAGCGAAAUGCCAAAGCUGCAGGGCACGCUACAAAAGGACUUUGAAGACAUUGGCGUUAAGGAAUCACAAUUUGACGAAUUUUGGAAGCUGUAUGAUCAGUAUGUUUCUGUACUCAAGAAACUUGCGGAGUCACAAGACUCUUUCGACAAGUCUAGUAGAGCGCUUGCCGAUGCUCAAGCAGCCGCCUUACUUGCGAGCAAGGAGAAGCUAGCCAUGAUUGAUGAGAUCAGAGAGAUUGACUUAUUGGAAUCAACCAAAUUACGCGACGAAUCGGGUGAAAUCAAACACAAAGUACAUACGCUCCAAGCUGAACUUGAGGCUAGUUUGGCCCUGGCCAGGGAAGCAUGUGCUGAACGGGAUGAGCUUCGGACAAUGCUUGACAACAGACAGGCUGAGAUUGCUGAAAGUCGAGUGGAAGACCAAGAAACAAUGGAGGAAAUGAAAAAGCUACUAGCAGAUAUCGCGGCACAAGACAGUGGUGGUGCCCCGGAAGCUACCCAGAAGUCUGGUGUGGAGCUCACGAAACAAGUCGUUGAGCUUAUUGAGCGGAACCUAGAGAGACUGGCACAACGCGCUGAGUAUAUCCACAACCAAAACGAACACAUCAAGUUCCUCCAGCAGCGACUAAAACAUUUCGAAGACGAUGCGGAUGAAACCAUACCGAAAGAUCGCGAGAUCGAACUUCAGAAGUUAAUCGACGCUCAGACGAGAGAGCUUGCUCUUAUGAGCUCCGCCUGGUAUGAGAUGCAAAGUCGACUACAGAACAAUAAUGUUCCCGUCUCGAGGUAUCGUCACGGGUCGAGUCUGGCCGAUGCUCAGAAAGGCUGGUUGGCAAGGCAAAGGAGCUUAGUAGCUGGUCGUUAGGAUGACUGGUACGUCCUAAUUCGAAGACUAGCCCUUAGCAAUAUAUAUAUGUUCCUGCAAUCAUGUCUUGUUUUAUGGCUUGCACUUUUUCAAUUUCGUUUGUCUACAUUUACUUCUCUCUUAGAUUGCAUUACCCUUGUUUAUCACUUUAACCUGUUACUAGUGUUAAGACAGAAUAAGCCAUAUAUAACGAUAAAGCAUGCAUGCCCUUUAUAUUU